GGUUGCAGCUGACUCGCUGCUCAGUGCUCGGGACGAGCAGACAUGGCGGCCGGGGGGUAACGCUGCGGGGAUUCCCAGCUCCCCUGCCCAGCUGCAGCCGCUUACGCAUUUCAUAACCACCAGAAACCCCAAUUCCUGGCGAUCCUAAAAUGUGAGCGUAACUCUGCUACAAUCCCAGCCACACUACUCAGGGAACAAUGGAUCGGAACAAACGGAACUCGAUAGCCGGGUUCCCCCCUCGCUUAGAGCGGAUUGAGGACAGCCUUGGGGGAGAGGGUGGGAUUGCUCAGCUGGGGAAAGUCUACUCUUCCUCCUACAAUGCCCUCAUCAGCGCCUUCUCCAGGCUCACGCGGCUCGAUGACUUCACGUGUGAAAAGAUUGGCUCGGGCUUCUUCUCCGAAGUUUUCAAGGUGCGGCACAGGACGUCGGACCAAGUCAUGGCCCUGAAGAUGAACAUGCUCAGCAGUAACCGGGCCAACAUGCUAAAGGAGGUGCAGCUCAUGAACCGCCUGUCCCACCCCAAUAUACUGAGGUUUAUGGGAGUCUGCGUCCACCAGGGGCAGCUGCAUGCGCUCACAGAGUACAUUAAUAGUGGAAAUUUGGAGCAGCUUCUAGACAGCAACCAGCAUCUACCGUGGACGGUACGGGAAAAGCUGGCUCUGGACAUGGCCCGAGGCCUGGCCUAUCUCCACUCCAAGGGGAUCUUCCAUCGAGACCUCACAUCAAAGAACUGCCUCAUUAGUAGUGAUGAGAGCGGGUACUCCGCAGUGGUGGCAGAUUUUGGACUUGCAGAAAAAAUUCCAGAUUACAGUCAGGGGAACGAGAAGCUCGCUGUAGUAGGGUCUCCCUACUGGAUGGCUCCCGAGGUUCUGCGAGACGAACCUUACAACGAGAAGGCUGAUGUGUUCUCCUACGGAAUCAUCUUGUGUGAGAUAAUCGCUCGGAUACAGGCGGACCCCGACUAUUUGCCCCGCACAGAGAACUUUGGGCUGGACUAUGACGCCUUCCAGCACAUGGUUGGGGAUUGUCCUCCCGACUUUCUUCAGCUGACGUUUAACUGCUGCAAUAUGGACCCGAAGCUCCGUCCGUCCUUUGUGGACAUUGUGAAGCAGCUGGAGGAAAUUUUAAAUCGUUCAAAGAAAGAAGAGUCUGAAAAUGAGCGAAGGGCUAAUAGCCCCGAGGCUACAGAGACUAAACCCCUUCCUAAAGGGGCCAGUGAGAAGAGCCAAGGGGUCAAGCGUCUCAUCGCUACACCACAGGAUGACAAAAUCCCACAGAAAUCACCACGCCCGCGACGCAACAUCACUCUGUCCCGGAGUCAGUCGGAUGUCUUUGCACGGAAAGGUGUGCAGAAGAUCAACGUGCAGGACCCCUUCUACACUCCCAGCAAGGGGGCACUGCGCAAGGUCAACCCCUUUAACGCCAGGGAGGACUUGAGAGGAGGAAAGAUUAAAUUCUUCGACAUGCCCAGCAAAUCGGUCAUCUCUCACGUCUUUGACUUGCAUUCACCCAAGAUAGACGGGGUUCCGGUGACGGGGCCUCUAAGGCAGCUGUACAGCCAGGACACUGUGGAUAACAGCUGUAUUCCCAGAAGAAUCUGUAGGUCGCUGCCAGUCUCUCCGGAGCUUUUAAAAAGAGACUGCUCGCCCUCCACAGUGGGAAAGGGCGACAUUACGCAGAACAGCAGUGAGGUGAAGGCAAAACUCCUCUGUAACAUCAAAUACGGAGUAUCCGAAAUUCCCCCAUAUAAGUUGCGCUCACCAACCUCGGACUCUGUGCAGGCCAAUGACGAAGAAAUGGACUGCACUGAUGGCAGCGGAACCCUGGAAGAGAGUAGCUUUGGUUCCCCCACCCUGGUGAAGAACAAGGUAGAUGAGUAUUGUAACCAGCUGCUGGUCAAUAACAAGAAGCCCACCCUGUGUUCCCAAAGUCCAGCUCACUGCCUCCCUGAGGAUGACCACUCCUUUGCGUUAUCCCCCAGUUCCGAAGCCAUGGAAAUAGAGGAUGAACUAAACGAGAACCAUUCUGGGUCAUCGGUCAGCUGCAGCUCUCCACCAGUGUUUGGGGAUCUCUCAUUACUGCAGGGUGACGAUACAGACAGCAAAGACUUUCUAUGUGACCCUGUGUCCGGCUGCCGGAUUAUGCAGGGAGUGGUUAAAAUGUGACGCUCUUGCUUGACGUUAUCCGCAGUAUCUUGAAUGGGAUUAUAGUACACAAUAGGAAUCUUUCAUUAUGGAAUUUUCCCAUUGUCCGGUUUCCUUAGGAGCUGUAACACCUGCUGCUCUUCCUGCAAUUCCUGACAUUUGCACCUCCCGGUAGGGUUGUUAUCCCUCCAUUCGUGUACUACAACUGGUAGAAAGAUCUAUGUCUGGGUGAUUAUUACAGGCUGUCAUUUGGGGACUGUGUGUCAUCGGUGUGACCUCUAAGUAAAGAGGAUUAGGGUUCAUGCACAAAAGGGAUCCAAAACGUGAAUCGCACAAACUCAUUGGAGAUCUGGUGCACAGGAAAAAGGUUUUAUAAACUACGGCAACCAGAUCAAAGUGUAUAAUGCAGUUUAGAAAUUGGAAACAAGUGUCCAUUGCUAAAGCCAGCAGCUCCUGUUGUCUUAAUGUUCCCAACAUAUUCACGAUGCAUUAGAACAUAAAAUGUAUUUCAUACAAUGAACAGCACUCAUGUCAUGUUACACAUUGUAACCAAUCAAUCAUGUGAUGCUGUGUACCCAAUCAGAUGUGAACAUUGGCCACCUGAGUUCCAUGGUAGACCUGUGAGACUUAUUAAUGUGGCUUAUAGUGCCCUGGUGGUCCAAUCUUUUUAAACAGACCUUUUAGGGCUCAAUGUCAUUUUGUGAUGCCUUAACCUGUUCAGUGCCAGUAUGUUGGCCUAGACACCGAACCUCCCCCCAGACUGCCACCUUAGUAAAGUCCAUUAAACAUGCAUUCAUCUAAGUAAUGUGAACUGCACAUAGCAUGGUCGGUUGGAGCCUCCGCCCUCCGGCCUGGGGUAACCUGACCGUUUUAAUGCAACUAUUUAAGAGAGUUUGAAAUGUCGGUGUGAAGUAUAAAACUGCCUGCGUCUACCCAACUCUGGCUUUUAAAGGGUAAAGUGUUGUUAUUUGAUUGGCUCCAGACCAGAGCAUCUAUACCACGCAUCUAACAAGUGUUACGUGUACAGAAUGUGUAUCCGCAAGCUGAAGUGACCAGUCUCCUCUGCCCCCGCCCCAAAUCACAUCUGUUGACCCGAAACCAGCGUUUCUUGUAUAAAAAUGUCUAAUUUCCAGUUGUAAUGAUGUUACAGAGCUGCAGUGCUCCGAUUCUCGAGCGACACUGUCCUGUAUUAUCAUUCUGAUCAGUGGCGUUACCACCCACUAAAUACAAUUAGUAUUGGAUUACCAUCUAACCAGGCUAUUUAUGGCUAUUACCCUCCUUUUAUAGAAGUGGAUAUCUGCUCCCUGCUGUGAGAGUCAGCUUGUGCAGAUAAAGGAAGACCUGCAUAAUUCGCAUGGAAAGAGGAAGUAACAGUAUGGGCAUGCCUCCAUUCCCCUUCUAAAUAAACUGAUUAUAAUGUUACACUGCACAGCUCACAUAGGAACAUGUAACAUUAACUUGUUGUAAAGUUCAUCCACAAUAAUGCAUUUGCUCUUGUAUAUAGUGAGUUUAGCUAGUCUUCCCACUAGCUGGCUAGAGAAGGGCAUUCAGGAGCACUAUAGUGUAAAUCAGUGGUUCUCCAACUCUGUCCUCAGGACCCCACACGGUUCACAUUUUCCAUGUCACCCAGCAGCUGCACUGUGUAUCACCAACUGUCACAUUUUAAAAAUCUACAGGUGACCUGCAAAACAUGAACCGUGUGGGGUCCUGAGGACAGAGUUUGAGAACCUGUGGUGUAAAUAGUCCCUUCCACACCAGCUACUGCCCACAACAGACUCCAUUAUCCCCAUUUACUAAAGUAUGUGAUAAAUCUUUGCUCCAUUAUGAAAUUAAAUAAAUUUAAGUUUUUUUCCCAUUUUAGUUGCUGCAGCUAAAAACAAAAACAUUUACGUCUAAACUAAGAGACAAACUAUAUGAAUGCGGGUAAGAAUUGGCGAUUGUUCUGUACUUCAUCAGAUAUACACAGUGGAGCGACCGGUUUUUGGGUUUAACCCAAUCUCAUGAAAAUGCAGCCAAUCAGUACACUAAGGACUGGUGACAUCACUGAAAGCUCAGUGAUGUCACGAUUUCCUAGUGAUUUGAUAGGCUUACUAUGUAGACCACCACACUAUGUGUAGAUGACAGGGUACACUUUUUUUUUAACGAAGAUGAAAAUGACUUUUCAAUGCACACGUCAGAUAUUUAUGUUGUAUAUUAAUUCCGGGGCCCUGAUGAUGCUGAGCACUCCAGAACCACUUGAAUAACCAAGUAGGAAAAUGUACAGUACUUUCAGAUUAAUCACUACAAUUGUCUUCUUUUGUUUUUAAGUAGGCUUUUUUUCAGGCAUGUAAUUGUUACUGAUUGAGAGAAGUAGUAAAUAUUAUUUUUGUAUAAGGUAUUUUCAAUUGGUUCACAAACCUAUGCUGGAAGGACGGCAGACCAAGGUGGCGUUCUGCGGCUCGAGCUGUUUUUACACGAACCAGUCUUAUAGUAAAAGACACUUGAAUUCUUCUGUUUUGCACUUAUAACUGAUAUUUUGCUGUCAAUACAUUUCUAUGCAAAAAGUCAAGUUGUUUUUGGCAGUCGGAUCUGGUUUUGAGCCUCUUUAAAAGUUGGUUUAUUUUCAUAUUUAUGAGCAUUUUAUUAAGUCUUAAAACCGAUGGGUUUGGAACCUUACGGAGCUGUAAUUAAUCAUGACGAGAAUAAUAUCACUGCCAGCAAAUUAAUAAUUUUUUUUUCUCAAAUCUGUCGUCCCCAUGAUUUUUCUAUGUAUAUUUAUGGAUCUAUAAAAUGGUUAUGCUUCAAUGUUCUGCCAAUGAGCUUUGUGUAUAUAUGAUUUCUGAAAUGAGAAACCAAAGAGAAAUUGAAUGAAUCAUUUUAGACUUUUUUUUUUUUUUUUUGUAGUUGUAAUUUCUCAUUUAGCGAACAGAUUAAAAUGUCUAGCAGUGUCUGGCGUUGCCGUCCCGAUCUAUGAAA
This is a messenger RNA of Pseudophryne corroboree (corroboree frog), 5099 nucleotides long. RefSeq names its product testis associated actin remodelling kinase 2 (gene TESK2). The transcript is spliced from 11 exons. Lineage: Eukaryota; Metazoa; Chordata; Amphibia; Anura; Myobatrachidae. The coding region runs from base 198 to 2165 and encodes 655 amino acids. Gene Ontology annotation, biological process: actin cytoskeleton organization; protein phosphorylation. Gene Ontology annotation, molecular function: ATP binding; protein serine/threonine kinase activity. Gene Ontology annotation, cellular component: cytoplasm; nucleus. The record is from RefSeq and is a predicted model, not a curated record.